UACCGUAUUUUUUCGCUCCAUAAGACGCACCUGACCAUAAGUACGCACCUAGGUUUUAGAGGCAGAAAACUGGAAAAAAAAUAUUCUGAACCAAUGGACUGCAGACACAGUACAGGAGAUGACCAGAGACUGCGGACACAGUACAGGGGAUGACCAGAGACUGCGGACACAGUACAGGAGAUGACCAGAGACUGCGGACACAGUACAGGAGAUGACCAGAGACUGCGGACACAGUACAGGAGAUGACCAUAGACUGUGGACACAGUACAG
Messenger RNA from Staurois parvus, 270 nucleotides. NCBI's taxonomy places the organism in Eukaryota, Metazoa, Chordata, Amphibia, Anura, Ranidae. The record is from the annotation of a GenBank genome assembly.